AUGUCUACUUUCUCCUUCAGAUUUCUGCUACCAGCUACAAACGAUCCUUAUGCUUGGGGAACGAUCUUGGCAUCUUGUUCGACAGCUGCUAUAGCGAUUUACUAUUACAACAGUUGUCAACAUACUAAGAAGCAAAGUUCCGUCGACGAUGAACUCGUCGUGAAGUUACUUUCUAUUGAACAGGUUUUGGCAAUGGGUGGCGGUGGGGACAAUGCAAUGUCAACCUUGACUUGGUUCAAAAUGACAGACUCAGGGGACAACCUUGACAAAACCAAGCAGAUACUACAAGAUCGGUUCCACCAAAUAAUCAAAGCAAAUCCUUGGAUGAUAGGAAGGAUCUUGAAACGAAAUGGCGAGCACUCCUUGGUGUAUCCCAAACAGUUGUGGGACGAUACAAAGGAUGGCUCCAUGAGCGAAUACUUUGGGUGUCUUCAUAAUGAUGAUGGCAGCGUUGGUAUUUCACCUGGCACGCCGUAUGAUCAACUAGGUUCGAGGCUGUCACAUCUCAUGUUAAAAAACGGUCCAAAUGAAGCACUGUGUCGUGUAACGAUUCUUCCCUCAAGGUCUGAUAAGCGACAAUAUUUUGCGGUAGUGUUUACGAUGUCUCAUGUCAUUGCAGAUGGGGCGACGUUUUUCAAAAUGAACAACAUGUUGUUGAAUGUCCAAGAAGACAUUGUUUCAUUGGAUCCACAACGGAUCAUGAGCACAGAGCAACAGCAAAUCCAAGUCAUGGGUGGUGAACCAGAAUACAAAAUCCUACAAUCGGGUGGAUUCAUUGCAAACAUGGUCUUGGGUGUGUUCACAACCCUUUUGAAGCCAAGCAAAAAAGCAUCCGCCAGGUUUUAUCUUGUGAACCAGGAUGGCAUGAAAGACGAAAAAGAAAAGCACCAAUACGACACCACAAGUACACCCAAAAAACAGUUUGUAUCGACAAAUGAUGUCUUGUCUAGUUGGUUCUUUCAAAAUUCAACUUGUAAACAUGGGUUGAUGGCACUAAACUGGCGUGGACGAUUACCAGGACAUACCGAUAUGCUCGCAGGGAACUAUGAAAAUGUCUUGUUCUAUCGUCCUUGUGACUCGAAGACACCCGACUUGAUACGAAAGUCGUUGACAGAAAAGAAGAAUCAAGGGCAAGUACUGCAAUAUCGACGUCAGGUCACACACGAUGAACCAAUGCCUGGGUUUUGGGGUAUGGCGUCAGGUUCGAUUGCGUUGGCAACAAAUUGGGCGUCUUUCUCGAAACUCUCUUCCAUUCCCGGUUGGCAAGAGGAAAUACAAAUCCCACUCUACGAUACAUCCAAGCUGUUGCCAUCGACAUUGGCUAUCAUGCUGAUCUUCCGUGCCGGACCUCACGGAACGGGUAUAAUGGUUGCCGGAAGCCCCGAAAAACUAGCCAAUUUAGAGAACACAGUUCCCUUUUUGUCGAAAGAGCCUCUUUGA
Cylindrotheca closterium is the source of this 1440-nucleotide messenger RNA. Lineage: Eukaryota; Bacillariophyta; Bacillariophyceae; Bacillariales; Bacillariaceae. The record is from the annotation of a GenBank genome assembly.